AUGAAUCAAGAAAUCUACGAAGAACUGCUCUUCGUAAGAACUUUGAUAACCGACACUACAGAUUCUGAAUCUAGGUUUGAGGAUAUUUUGACUAUGGUAAUACCACCGUGUAUAAUUAAUCCAUAUGGUGACAUAGAAGAAACGAAUGUCAUAAUACAAGAGGAACAGACUGAACUAAGUACAAACGAAGAACUUAAGGUUCAGUUUAAAAACGAUUAUCAGCAAUUCUGGCUGCAAAACAACAUACCCGUUACUUAUGCCGUAUUAUGGAAUAUAGCGAGGAAAACAGACUGGACAUCAUUAGCCGAGGAGAUUUAA
Molecule: messenger RNA, 318 nt
Organism: Acanthoscelides obtectus
Lineage: Eukaryota; Metazoa; Arthropoda; Insecta; Coleoptera; Chrysomelidae
Source: the annotation of a GenBank genome assembly